GUCAGGGAUGAUCGGUCUUCGGAGGAGAGCACUAUCAAUUCAAUAGGCUAUCCAGUGACUCCCUAAGUGCCUAGCGCUCACAGUUUCCUCUUUUUUCUUCCCCUGAGAAGUGGCACAUGAAUUUCCGCCAAUUUCUCGUCUCCGGUCGGUCUCAGACUUCUUUUGGCUGGUUAUUUUUCUCUGGCAUUUUAGAUCUCUUAUUCUGGGGUGCAAACCGUGUUUCUUUGAAGAGUUGAUUUUCCCCUUUGGUCUGCUUUAAAAUAAUAAUGAUUUUCAAUCUUUUGUGACCUUUUUUCCACCCACCCCCCACUCCACAGUGGGGUGGUGGGGUAACAUGGAAUUGCCGCCACUUCCUCAUAGACUUCUUUCCGCGUUAUUUAUUAUUUUUUUUAUGCCAUUGAAAAUUUCGUACUCUGCCGGUGUUACCUUGAAGUAGGGGUUUUGUUUUUUACCCGUGGUCUGAAAUAAUGGUGAUUUUUGAACGGCACUUAAAAGGCCGGUGACACCAUAAAUGUCUUGCUUGAAGACGAUGCAGGCAGACUGGAAGUAACAAGUGGUUUUUUUCACACUCGAAAAUGAGCGCCCCCCUUACAAUAACUGACACCGCAUUGAAUUAAUUUAAAGUCUCUCUCCAGUGGCCGUUCGUUACAAAACUGACCGAAAAUUAACUAGCCCUUAUGCUCUGCCCUCAUGCCAUCUUCUAAAACGGAUCGUCACGCAACAGUAUAACCCAACGAUCGUCGAGGAGAAGACCCUGGGGACGAGGUUGAGACGUGGCGUCACGCUGGUAUCAGGAAUCGUGUCACGGUCGCCGGCAGAAGACCCUGACAACAAGUACUGAAACCUGUGGAAGAAACGCAGAAUACGAAGUCAAGAAAGUCUAAAUAAUUAUAGCAUUCCGUUUAUUCUAUAUGAAUAUGGCGGAGGCAAAGACAGAUAAAGGGAAAGUAGCUUUAAUUACGGGUAUAACUGGCCAGGAUGGUUCAUACCUCGCUGAGUUGCUGCUCUCAAAAGAUUAUGAGGUGCAUGGAAUUAUAAGACGAUCUAGCUCUUUCAAUACUGGGAGAAUUUCUCAUUUAUAUGCUGAUUCUAGGUCUCAUAAAAUGGGAGCCAUGAAACUACAUUAUGGGGACCUCACUGACAGUACAAACCUAGUAAAAAUUAUUAACGAGGUCAAGCCAACUGAGGUUUAUAAUUUAGGAGCACAAAGCCACGUGAAGGUUUCAUUUGAUUUAGCUGAAUAUACUGCUAAUGUUGAUGCCGUUGGAACACUAAGACUUUUGGAUGCAAUCAAAACCUGUGGAAUGGAAAAUACUGUUAGAUUCUAUCAGGCUUCUACCAGUGAGAUGUUUGGAAAAGUCCAAGAAAUCCCACAGACUGAAAAGACCCCAUUUUAUCCCAGGUCUCCUUAUGGGGCAGCCAAAGUGUAUGCUUUCUGGAUUGUUGUAAAUUAUAGAGAAGCCUACAAUAUGUUUGCUACUAAUGGAAUCCUGUUCAAUCAUGAAAGUCCACGUAGAGGUGAAACUUUUGUAACAAGGAAGAUAACAAGAGCAGUGGCUAAAAUUCAUUUAGGACUUCAAGAUAAGCUUGAACUUGGAAAUCUGGACUCCAAAAGAGAUUGGGGACAUGCCAGAGAUUAUGUUGAGGCCAUGUGGCUUGUUUUACAGCAUGAACAACCAGAAGACUUUGUAGUGGCAACUGGAGAAGUUCAUAGUGUAAGAGAAUUUGUUGUGGCAGCUUUCCAACAAAUUGGCAUAAGCAUUGUAUGGGAGGGAGAAGGUGAUACAGAAGUUGGAAAAGACAAAGAGACUGGAAAAGUUCUUGUGAAGGUGAACCCCAAGUUCUACAGACCUACAGAAGUGGAUUACCUGCAGGGAUCAUCAGAGAAAGCAUACAAACUUCUUGGCUGGAAACCUAAAGUGUCUUUUGAGGAACUGGUCAAGGAAAUGGUAGAAGGAGACAUAGCCCUGAUGAAAAGCAACCCUUCAGCUUAAUUACAGAUUCAAAUUAGAAUCAAGAUCAUCUGUCUUAGUAACGAAACUGAAACCAGCCUGAGUACACUCCUAUGUGCCCAUGCAAGCAAUAUGUUUGUUGUUUAGAUAGUAACAAAUUACAGGUUAAGAUACAUUUUCAAAUAUAUAUUUAGCAAAAUGAGGUGGCAUAACGAAAACGAAAAAGUUUUAAAAUAAAUUUUGUGAUCUUGUCUGGACUAUUUAUUCUUAAAGUCGGUGCUUUGGACACAGAAUAUAUUUCGGGCCCGGUGUUUUUCAAAGGAGGGUAAUUUUUCAAUUUGUUCACCCACGCCCCUUUUAGUAUUCUCUAGAACCAGCAAUUUUUCUAAGUCAGAUGUCAGAAUUUGUCUGCCGUUUGUGUAAUGAGCACAACCCAAGAAAGUUCAAUGUUGUUGUAUAAGAGCACAGCACGUUUAUUUAAUUGAAAAUCAUCGAGGAGUUGUAUGAUAUAUUUACUUACGGAUACUAUUUCUGUUUGUAGAAGGCCAUUGGAGAGGUUAAUUUAUACACCAUUAAGACAGUCGCUUGUGACUAUUUAAAUAAAAGGGGUUGUACAAAGAA
Orbicella faveolata is the source of this 2573-nucleotide messenger RNA. RefSeq names its product GDP-mannose 4,6 dehydratase-like. Gene Ontology annotation, biological process: 'de novo' GDP-L-fucose biosynthetic process. Gene Ontology annotation, molecular function: GDP-mannose 4,6-dehydratase activity. NCBI's taxonomy places the organism in Eukaryota, Metazoa, Cnidaria, Anthozoa, Scleractinia, Merulinidae. The record is from RefSeq and is a predicted model, not a curated record.